UUAUAUUCGUGAAACCACCUCAGUCUCGACCAGUUGCAGUUGCGAUCGAACGCGUACGUUCAAAAUGUGUAAUGUGUGUACUCGCGAUACGCCGAUACCGGCGCCCGAGAAGCCCAACAAGGCUCUCGAACGAUUAAAGAAGAAACACAACAUCAUAACCGACCCCUGCAAUGAAGAAAAGCAAAGGGAAGUCGCCUACCAACCGGACUUAUUAGCUGUUUCCACGCAGUUUUCGAAAAUUGCAUACGAUGCGUUCAAGGAGGCGAUGGUGCGAUUGCAAGAGACCAAGGCAUAUGUCAUUGCAACGAAAACGUCGCAGCCGUUCCACAUCUUGCUGGCUGCUCUGGUGGUAGCGGCGUGGCUGACUAGGCCCGGCUCUAGCGGCAGCCUGCGCGGCUGGCGAGCGCUGUAUGUGGGCGCCGUGGCUACCCACCUGGGUGCACAAAUAUGGAUGACUUUGAUCUCUGGUAUCGUGCUAUACUUCUCUCUCCCUCGCCACGAGUUCGGGCGCGUGCAGACCGUCCUGUUCCCAGUGUACUACGCCUUCAACGCCGGCGUCAGUCUGCUGGCUGUACUGGCAUACUUCCGUACGCAAUGCCUCACUCACUUUGUUAACACGUCCUGGAUACAGCUAGCACUACUGCUAGUAGUAUUCAGUAUUGAAGCGUAUGUCCGCUUCCGCUUGGUCGCGCCGAUGCUUCGCGCCAAACAUGUCAAAACUCAGAUGGAGGAGGCAGCCGGUGGUGGACAAGAGAUCGGCCGCCUUUUACUGGGCGAGUUGGCUCAUUGUCCCCGCUACCUUCGCGUCUUGAAGACUUUUAGGACAUACCACUCCUCCAUCGCCAUGGGCACCAUGAUCACUCUCGGCUGUUCCUUCUACUCGACUAUGAUCAUAGUUGACUCCAUGUGCCAGUGAACAUCGACAAAUUAAAUUUCAAAAUCCUUGUAAAAGUAUUAAGCAACUGUAUGUUAUCUGUUGCCAAUAUUAUUUAAUCUGUAAACAGUUCUAGCACUUGUCUUUUAACUCCACUUGAAUAUAUCUUAAUAAUCUGUAAAAUUGUGUUUUCUAAUGUAAUUCUAUGUAAGAAUUAUUAUUUUUGCAACUUAGACUUUCUCAAAACUAUCGAAUAAUUAUAACUUUAUUAAAUCUUCCCGCGUUUUUCUUUUCUUUAUUCCAAUCUUAAAAAUAUUUUAAGACUGUAGGAAUACGAAUUUAGUUUGAGAACGUUUAAGUGUGCAUUUAAUUAAUGCAAUGUUUUAUUAGUUCCAGCCAGGCUGUGAAGUCUGUUUAUUGAUAGUAUGAUUAUGAUUAUUAGUUAGUAGAAAUUAAUGAAUUGACUUGAAAAUUGUAUACGAAGCGCUGGUCGCUUAUUUAAUAAGAAUUAGAAAAAUUUAAAAUUUAUACAAGCAUCAUAGGAAUUGAGAUAUAACGUACCUAUAUUCACGUAAUUUUAUUCAAAUAUCUCAAAACCUAAUGAAUGCAAAUUUAAAUAAAUUUAUAAAUUAUGAAUAACUUUUAGUCUUACGGCACUUGUAUUCUUGCCAUUUAGCAAAUUUAGUGUCGUUAUAUUUAUUGGACGCAGCCUAUAUCAGUUGCUUGAUUAAAAGCCGUAUGUAUGUCCUAUGAACUUUUACACUGCCACAAAAUAGAAUUAAUUUAGUAAAAAAUAUGUAAAAUAUAAGUUUCAACAACAAUCAACUUGAGAAGCUCCUUCUUUUUGAAGUCGAUUAAAAAGGUAACACACACGCAAGGUUUCUGAUUCUGAUUGUCAACUAUGUUAUAAUUUAAAAUAAUUCAACUUUCUCUUUUUAACCAAUAUAAAUACCAUAAGGCGACUACGUUUCUGUGAUAUGACGAUGAAAAAUUAUUUGGACAAUAGGAACUAAUAUUCAUAGUACUACUAUAUAGAUCUUAUAAAUGGAAACAGGAAUGUUGUAGUAAAUUAUUCUUACACUAACAGUUAUUGUAGUGUGUGGUAGAGAAUUUUUUCAACAUCUAGUCAGGAAUAAUCGUGUGUGAUCGUAAAAUUGCAGUAUUACUAUUGCUUUUAAUGAAAUCUGCUGUACACGUUCUGUGCAUUGUUCUAAUAAGUAUAUAGUCUAUGGCAAAAUGGCGGAUUUUAAUGAAUUUGGUAGGUUGAAUGAAUAAAUUUCCAAAAAUCUAUUUUUUUAAUCAAAAGUUUCUUACCAUGUUUAAACAUUUAUGUUUGUUCAUAAGCUAACAAUUAUUACACAAGUUUUCUGUGAAUAUGAAAUAAAAAAUUCAUUGGUUUUACUUUUCUGCCAUUUGUCAAAUAUUUUACAAACACACGAUCAAGCAGCUUGAGCCAUAGCUCGGAUUCGUUAUUAAUAUAAUUUUCUAUAUAGACUAGAUUUAGGUACAACCGUUAAGUGUGUGUAACUUGUGUAUAACAUUAAUCUAUUUAAAUAGAUUUAAC
Molecule: messenger RNA, 2438 nt
Organism: Zerene cesonia (dogface butterfly)
Lineage: Eukaryota; Metazoa; Arthropoda; Insecta; Lepidoptera; Pieridae
Product: transmembrane protein 205
Exons: 5
Coding region: 65-916 (283 amino acids)
Source: RefSeq, a predicted model, not a curated record